GAUUCCUACAUAAAAAUGUUGUUCAGAGUUCAGACCUAAUGUCAACUCAACAUGUCGCACUUAUCUGACUUGGCGAAGCUCAAGGCUCAAAUCAGAAGCAAUCCGAACUUGAACGUGUUUUCCGGAGCUGUGGGAGGUUUAGCUUCUUUGACAAUCGGGCACCCCUUGGAUACAGUCAAAGUAACUUUGCAAACCAUGAAAGCUGACUCUAGCGGUAAAAUGCCGUACGCGGGAAUGUUGGAUUGUUCCAAGAAAUUGAUCAAAAGCGAUGGAAUCCUUUCACUUUAUCGUGGUUUGGGUAGCAUGAUAAUCAUGACCAUGCCAAGAUUUGCCCUAACUUUCCAUGGUAAUGCUUUGGGAAAGCAACUGUAUGCAAAGUGGUUUCCCCGAGACGAAAAGAAGACAGGAGUGCCUGUGGGACAAAUUUUGUUUGGUGGAACAUUUUCACAGAUUUUAGUGUCACCUUUUAUAGUUGCACCAUUUGAAAGAGUCAAAGUGCUCAUGCAGACUCAAAAACCCCGCGAAUUCAAGAACCAAUGGGAUUGUUUUAAGUUUUUACUUAAUAAGCAAGGUCUUGCCAGCGUUUUCAGAGGCAUCCCAAUUACAUACUCUCGUGAUAUGCCAACAUUUGGUUUUUACUUCUUGUGCUACGAAUUAGUGAAAUAUGCAUUCGAUAAAGAGGGCAGUAAUCCCUUGGUCACUUUACUGGCCGGAGGCUGUGCAGGAGUAGGCGGGUGGGCAGUGGCAAUACCAAUGGAUACGAUCAAAAACAGGCACCAGGCCACUAUGAAAAAAUACAAUUCAUUCGUUACUUUGAAACACCUCAUAAAAGAAGAAGGAUUUACUGGAUUGUUUCGAGGGGGAGGAACAAUCCUUAUUCGGGCAUUUCCUACAAAUGCCGCAGCAUUCUUGGGCUAUGAAACUUGCGUGAGCCUCAUCGCAAGAUUUACCGCAAUCUGAAGUGCCACCAUGAUCAUAUUUCUCGAGUUACAGUAUUGUGUAAUUUGAAAGAAAUGUAUGCUUGAAUGAUUUUUAUAACAAAAUGAAAUGAAUCAGUUUCAUCAUUUUUCA
This is a messenger RNA of Tigriopus californicus, 1071 nucleotides long. RefSeq names its product mitochondrial carnitine/acylcarnitine carrier protein-like. The record is from RefSeq and is a predicted model, not a curated record. The transcript has a single exon. NCBI's taxonomy places the organism in Eukaryota, Metazoa, Arthropoda, Copepoda, Harpacticoida, Harpacticidae. The coding region runs from base 52 to 960 and encodes 302 amino acids. Gene Ontology annotation, cellular component: mitochondrial envelope. Gene Ontology annotation, molecular function: O-acyl-L-carnitine transmembrane transporter activity. Gene Ontology annotation, biological process: mitochondrial transport; carnitine transmembrane transport.